This is a messenger RNA of Microplitis demolitor, 1767 nucleotides long. It is a transcript of the gene Dbct, whose product is annotated as lipoamide acyltransferase component of branched-chain alpha-keto acid dehydrogenase complex, mitochondrial. Gene Ontology annotation, molecular function: lipoic acid binding; acetyltransferase activity. The coding region runs from base 318 to 1652 and encodes 444 amino acids. Gene Ontology annotation, cellular component: cytoplasm; mitochondrion. The transcript has 5 exons. The record is from RefSeq and is a predicted model, not a curated record. Lineage: Eukaryota; Metazoa; Arthropoda; Insecta; Hymenoptera; Braconidae.
UUCAUUAAGGUCAAGCAUUUAUUUACAUUUAACAAUAAUUGUUUAAGUCAUUUGUUAUUUUAAUGUUGGAGUAAUUUGAUUUAUGAAAUUUAAAUUUUAAUAAUUCGAAUAUUUUAAGCGCGCGGAAUUAUUUGAUAAUUGGGAUCAGAAAAAGUUAUUGUGUAGAGCUAAUUUUAAUCGGAAUCGCGAUUUAGUUAAGACAGAGUGUGGUUAUCAGUAUUACGAAAGUGUGAUGUGUUUAUGAAUAAAUUUAAUUUAAUAUCAACAGCAGUCAGACUCGUACGUAUUAAUACUACAUAAUUAUUUUAUUAAAUUCUAUGGCCUGGACAGCUAGAUUUUUUCCAAUUAUUAAAUUGGGUAGAGGUAGCAGAUUAUUGUCAGUAAGUUCAAUAAAUUAUGGGUCAGUGAUUCCAUUUAAAUUAUCAGAUAUUGGCGAGGGAAUUAAAGAAGUCAUUGUUAAAGAAUGGUUUGUAAAACCAGGAGAUAAAGUAUCACAGUUUGACAAUAUCUGCGAAGUACAAAGUGACAAAGCAUCAGUAACAAUAACAAGUCGUUACGACGGGCAAAUUAAAGCACUUCAUUAUAAAGUCGACGAUGUAGCACUUGUUGGAGAUGCUUUAGUUGAUAUCGAGUUACCAGAUGACAAUUCUCAAGAAGUUGUCGGUGUCAAUGAAGAAACAAUAGCUACUAAGAAACAGGAGCCGAUACAAGGGGCUGCAAAUGAACUUUCCGAGGUGAAUAAAGGGGAAGAUAAUAACAACACCAAAGUCCUUACGACACCAGCAGUAAGAAGACUGGCUGCCGAGAGUAAUAUUGACCUUAAAGACGUUCCGGCAACGGGAAAAGCCGGCAGAGUUCUUAAGGAAGAUAUUUUAGCUUACUUGGAAGCUGGUAAAUUUAUUAAACCUCAGAAUGUCGAUAACCGAGGAGCGAAUAAAAGUGAGGAGAGGAGGGACAACGAAGAAAUUGUUCCUCUGAUGGGUUAUCAGAAGCACAUGUGGAAAACUAUGUCGCAGUCUCGGAGUAUUCCCCACUUCGUUUAUUCCGACGAGUGCGACGUGACCAAGUUACUGGAGCUACGUAAUGAAUCAAAGGAUUAUCUAAAGACGAGCCACGGAAUUUCAUUGUCAUUUACUCCGUUCUUUGUUAAGGCGACGUCAAAGGCAUUGGAAAAAUACCCGAGAUUAAAUUCAUGGCUCGAUGAACAAGCACAGGCACUAAAAAUAUUCAAAACUCAUAAUAUUAGCUUAGCUAUGGACACAACACAAGGCUUAAUUGUUCCCAAUAUCAAGGAUGUACAGAAUCUGGGGAUUAUUGAUAUCGCCAAGGAACUUAAUCGGCUCCAAGCACUGGGUCAGAAAGCCGCCUUCCCAAUUGCUGAUGUCACUGGUGGUACUUUUACUUUGUCUAAUAUUGGAGCUAUUGGGGGAACAUACGCGAAGCCAAUGAUCCUUCCACCGCAAAUAAUAAUUGGUGUGAUUGGCAAAGUACAAAAAUUACCACGUUUUGAUAACAAAGGAAGCGUAACACCAGCAAAUAUUGUUUGCGUAAGUUGGGCAGCUGAUCACCGGGUUGUCGACGGUGCCACAGUGGCUCGAUUUUCAAAUCAAUGGAAAUUUUAUGUAGAAAAUCCCCAUCUUCUGAUGCUGUAAUUUACUAAAUAAUUAAAGUCUACAAACCGCAACAAUAUUCAAAACGUUUUGUUAUAAAUAUAUAAAGGAUCAAGUACGAGACUUAUUAAUAUAUUUAUAUUUAUAUAUAGACAUA